CUAUGGUCCCUUUUUUCUCUCCUUUUAUUCUUCCAUUUUUGUUCAUCUUUCCAACGUUCACUCUGUUUUCUUCUUUCUCUCUCCCUUUAUUCUAUAAAAACAUCCGUUCUUUUCUCUUUCACCAACUGGUUUUUCUUUAGCUCUUCAAAAAUCAAAUCAAUUCCCUUCCUAUCUGUUAAAAGAAAUCUCCAAUUUUGAUCCUUUUUUAAACUACCCUCUUUGAUUCAAUAAUCCCAAGUUGUUCUUUUGUAACCAAUUCGAAAAUUUUAAGUUUUUUUUUUAAAUGGUGGUGAAGAUGAUGAGGUGGCGACCAUGGCCGCCUCUAUCAUCGAAAAAAUACGAGGUUAAGUUAAUUGUAAGGAGGCUAGAAGGGUGGGAUCCGGUGAGGGAAAGUACAGAUAAGCCGGAGAAAUUAACGGUGGAGAUUCGAUGGAAAGGUCCAAAGGCUUCCCUUAGUUCUUUAAGACGAACGGUCAAGAGGAAUUUCACGAAAGAAGCCGACGCCGGUGACCAAAACGGCGUCGUUCUAUGGGAUGAAGAGUUCCAAACCCUUUGUAGCUUAUCGGCUUAUAAAGAAAACGUUUUUCAUCCAUGGGAGAUCACUUUCUCUGUCUUGAAUGGCUUGAAUCAGGGAGCUAAGAACAAGUUUCCUUUGAUCAUCGGGACAGCAUCGAUGAAUCUCGGUGAAUAUGCUUCUUCUUCGGAACAGAAAGGGUUCGAGUUAAAUUUCCCACUCACAGUCUCCGCUGGUGCUACCAAGCCUGGUCUGCAACUUUGUAUAUCGCUUAGUUUGUUGGAAUUACGAGCUGCUCAAGAAACUGUUGAGCCGGUACAAAGAGCAUUAGUACCCAUUGUUGCAUCGCCUCUCCCGGUCUCGAUGGAAAAGGAUGAGGUUUCGGCAAUUAAAGCUGGUCUUAGAAAAGUGAAAAUUUUUACAGAGUAUGUUUCUACAAGGACAGCAAAAAAGGCUUGUCGUGACGAUGAGGGAAGUGAUGGAAGGUGUUCUGCUAGGAGUGAUGAUGGUGAGUAUCCGUUGGACACAGAUUCACUUGAUGAAUUCGACGAAGGAGAAUCGGAUGAGGGAAAGGAUGAUUCGGUUGUUCGGAAGUCAUUUAGUUACGGUACUUUGGCGUAUGCAAAUUUUGCUGGAGGAUCGUUUUACUCCAGUUUGAAGAUCGAGGAAGGUGAGGAUUGGGUUUACUACAGCAAUUGUAAAUCCGAUGUUGGCUGCUCAAAUGUUGAGGAUUCUGCUACAUCAGUGUUGGAGCCUUCAUUGCUGCAGAGUUCGAAACGCAGCAUUUUGCCUUGGAGAAAAAGGAAACUGAGUUUCAGAUCCCCGAAAGCCAAAGGGGAGCCAUUGUUGAAGAAAUCAUAUGGAGAAGAAGGUGGAGAUGACAUCGAUUUUGACCGCCGUCAACUUAGCUCGGAUGAAUCUCUUGCACUCGGGUGGCACAAAGAUGAAGAUUCAUCUGCUAAUCGUUCUUCGGUUUCUGAAUUCGGGGAUGAUAAUUUUGCUGUUGGGACUUGGGAACAAAAAGAAGUGGUAAGCCGUGAUGGACACAUGAAGCUUCGAGCGCAAGUCUUCUUUGCUUCUAUUGAUCAACGAAACGAGCGAGCUGCCGGUGAAAGUGCAUGUACGGCCCUUGUUGCUGUUAUUGCCGAUUGGUUUCAGAAGAAUCGUGAUCUGAUGCCAAUUAAGUCUCAACUUGAUAGUUUGAUCAGAGACGGCUCGCUGGAAUGGAGGAAUCUCUGUGAAAAUGAGACUUAUAGGGAGCGGUUCCCCGACAAGCACUUUGAUCUCGAGACUGUUCUCCAAGCAAAAAUACGUCCCCUUACUGUAGUUCCAAGAAAGUCCUUUAUCGGGUUUUUCCAUCCGGAGGGAAUGGAUGAGGAAAAGUUUGAUUUUUUGCAUGGUGCAAUGUCUUUUGAUAGCAUUUGGGAUGAGAUCAAUCGUGCCGGUGAAGAAUGUCUAAAAAGUGGUGAAUCGCAUGUUUACAUCGUUAGUUGGAACGACCAUUUUUUUAUCCUUAAGGUCGAACCGGAAGCUUACUACAUCAUCGACACAUUAGGAGAGCGGCUUUAUGAAGGAUGCAAUCAAGCUUACAUUUUGAAAUUCGACAACAAUACCGUAAUUCACAAGCUACCAAAUGCAACUCAAUCAUCAGAUGAGAAACCAACUGGUGAUCAGCAGGUAGCACCAGCUACGACCGAACCGCAAAUUUCACAGGCUCAACAAGUCAACAGUAAGGAAGACGGUUCUGUUUCAGGAUCCGUAUUAACCAAACCCGCAGAACCCGAGGAGGUUGUGUGUCAAGGAAAAGAGUCUUGCAAGGAAUACAUAAAGAGCUUCUUAGCUGCUAUACCUAUUAGGGAAAUGCAAGCUGAUAUUAAGAAGGGUUUAAUGGCAUCAACACCGUUACAUCACCGGUUACAAAUCGAAUUCCAAUAUACCGAGUUCUGGCAACCAAAACCUGAGACUUCUGCAACUCCGAUGACAACAACAAAACCGCUGUUGGUCGAAGUUCCGUUAACUGAAGUUGCUGCAUAGAGAAAACUUACUGUAAAUUCUAGGAAGAAGUGUUAUUUACCCUAACUUGUUUUAACAAAAGGGGAACUCGUUGUUAUGUUAUUUGAACUCGGGUGUAUGUUUAAACAUGGAUUAGUUUUGAUCUUUGUCAAAA
This is a messenger RNA of Gossypium raimondii (Peruvian cotton), 2681 nucleotides long. RefSeq lists its product as uncharacterized. The coding region runs from base 284 to 2548 and encodes 754 amino acids. The transcript has 4 exons. Lineage: Eukaryota; Viridiplantae; Streptophyta; Magnoliopsida; Malvales; Malvaceae. The record is from RefSeq and is a predicted model, not a curated record.